GAUACGAGUGUGUUCAUUAGUCCAGUUCCAGGCUUCUCCGUAAGUCGAUUUCAAGUAAAUCUGUAAAGUAUGAAGCGUUUUUUGUUGUUUCUUGCCUUAUUUUGGCUGACGGCUUGCGACAAUUCCUCUGAUGAUGUGAGUCUGGAUGACUUAAAAACAUUAAACUCUAAGGCCAACAAAGAUUUAUUAAUGGCGAUUCAAGCGUUAGUAAGCGAAGUUUACGUCUCGGAUAAACUAGGCACCAUACAAGAAGUAGUAAGUUCCUUCAAGGAAGACAAAGACACGGCCAAUGUAACCUUAAUAGCUUCCCAAAACGUUUAUAAUGACGAUGGAACUCUAAAGGAGAUUCGAACUAUUGAACUCUCCAUACCAAAUACUACGGAAUCUUCCGUGAUCUCUUUGAACUUAAAAGACAUGGAUACCAGCAGUGGCUUUGAUUCGGACGAUAUGGAUCAACUGAGGGAGGCCAGGGACACUCUUCAAACGCUUUCAAUGCUGGGCAUGGAUACGGAUCUGAUUUAUGCCGAAAGGGAUGAUUCCGAGGAGGAUUUAGACGUUAUUGUCUUUAGUAAAAACUUUAUGAUGCUUAAAACCUAUGAUUUCACCUUCAUAAACGAAACAAUUGUAAUGGAUUCUCUUGACGAAGUAAACAAGGACUAUAAGAAAGUCAUCAAAAACAAUCUUCCCAUCUUACAACCGGAGAUCCUCCCUACGAGCGUCUUAAUGUACGAUCAAAAUGGGAAAUAUUUGAAGGAAAAAUCGAAUGUCGUGCCACAAAUUAUGUCUGUAAUACACAGCAUAAAUGGCGAAGUGAGCUUUGACAUAUUAGAGUUGUCCUUAAAAGCCUUGAGCGACGCAAUCUUGGAAUCUGAAGAUGUGGAUUACAAAGAUGUGCCGGAAAAUGUGAGAAAAACUCUCAUCGAAUCUUAUCCAGAUCUAAUUUUCAUUGUAACGGGCGAAAGUCUAACUUCCGCAUACGUCAGCAAGGAUUUCUCUAUCGAUUUGCGAUAUGAAUUUUUGGACUUGCAAGAGUCAUUGUCUUAUACUAUAUUUGGUUAUAAUCGCACAGCGUCACACUAAUAUUUGAAAAAAAAAUUUGUCGCUAAUAAAGUUAUAUUUGUU
Molecule: messenger RNA, 1122 nt
Organism: Anthonomus grandis grandis
Lineage: Eukaryota; Metazoa; Arthropoda; Insecta; Coleoptera; Curculionidae
Exons: 4
Coding region: 70-1080 (336 amino acids)
Source: RefSeq, a predicted model, not a curated record